AUGUCGAUCGCAGAUUGUUUGCGGUACUGGGCACUUACAACAAAUCAAUCUCAAAAUUCUGUAAGAUUAAUUUUGAAUAUUUUAAGAGCUAAAACCAACUGUAUUUUACCCAAAAGUACCAAAACCUUGCUUGAAACUCCGCGAUCUCGGCCUUCAUCCAUAACAGAAAUUAAUGGUGGACUAUAUUGGUACGAUGGAAUAGACAAAAACAUCAGUAAUUAUUUCAGACACACUUAUCCGCCAUAUCAAUGUUUAUCUUUGAAUAUAUGUAUAGAUGGUUUACCAUUAUAUAAAAGUAGCUCUGUACAAUUUUGGCCAAAUAUGGCCAAUAUUCAUGAAAUGUCAGAGGUACCUCCAAUGACCGUGGCAAUAUUUUGUGGCAUGUCAAAACCAGGUGAUCUGGAAUCUUAUCUUCGUCCUUUUAUUGAAGAAUUGAAUAUUAUAAAGCAAUACGGAAUAAUCAUAAAGUCUCGCACAUUUUCGAUAAACCUACGAGCUAUAAUAGCAGACUCCCCUGCUAGAUCAUUUAUUAAAAUCUCGCCACUUUUAGAUUUACAACAUUUUAAUAUGAUCGAUGUUACAAUCACAUCUGAUCCAUUACAUCUAAUCGAUGUAGGAGUUACGUGGAAGCUAAUCUUAGGAUGGAGAGAUUUAACUAUGUUUUCCUCAGAAAAAUAUCGGCAAAAUUGGCAUUUAGCUGCAAAAGUGCUAGAAGAUUUUGUUGAUGAAUUUGGAAAGAUAUACGAUGAAAAAUAUCUUACAAGUAAUGUUCAUAAUUUGCUUCAUGUUUAUGACGAUGUUGAAAAUUAUGGUGUUCUUGGGACAACUUCGUCAUAUCCAUUUGAGAAUCAUCUUCAAUUCUUGAAAAAAAUAGUACGUGGUGGAAGUAAACAAUUGGAGCAGCCCAUAAAUCGUUUGAUAGAGCUCCAGCAAGUUAAUAUACGGUGGAAACACAAAACUGAACCAUUUCUGAACAAUUUCUGA
This is a messenger RNA of Anopheles nili, 984 nucleotides long. RefSeq lists its product as uncharacterized. NCBI's taxonomy places the organism in Eukaryota, Metazoa, Arthropoda, Insecta, Diptera, Culicidae. The record is from RefSeq and is a predicted model, not a curated record. The transcript is spliced from 4 exons. The coding region runs from base 1 to 984 and encodes 327 amino acids.